AUGGAACUAGAGUCGAGCCAUGUAUAUGGAGAACAAGAUUUACUACCAUUGGACCAGAGGCAACACUGGCCAACAUGGGCUAUUAUUCUCGUCGUUGUAUGCGUGUUUCUAACUGUAUUUGCGUUUCUACUCGGGAAUUGCAUCACAAAACGGACUACUCCUUUACGGUUUAAAGGUGGUGCAACGAAUAAGGCAGCAAAUGUACGUGUUGAAAAUCGUCGAAUGUGGGGCGCUGGAUUUUCUGGAGGAAUGUGGGCAGCUGCAUAA
Molecule: messenger RNA, 267 nt
Organism: Necator americanus (New World hookworm)
Lineage: Eukaryota; Metazoa; Nematoda; Chromadorea; Rhabditida; Ancylostomatidae
Exons: 3
Coding region: 1-267 (88 amino acids)
Source: RefSeq, a predicted model, not a curated record